Microbotryum saponariae is the source of this 2643-nucleotide messenger RNA. The record is from the annotation of a GenBank genome assembly. Lineage: Eukaryota; Fungi; Basidiomycota; Microbotryomycetes; Microbotryales; Microbotryaceae.
AUGCCAUGGGCGCCAGCUUUGCCACACCCGAACUCCAACACGCCCGCAAUCAACAGCAAUAUAACUGGCAACAACAAUAGUCCGAUGGAGGAGCCCCAAAGAUGGGUCAGCGGUGGAGAGGGUACUACUUUGACAUCGUUGGCGGUACCGACGAUAUCUGCAAACGACACUUCGGCGUCACGAUUCCGUGCUCUACCCCGUGGUGGUGACCCCUCGGGUCCGACGCUAGCCUCAACCGGCGUGACUUCGUCGGUACACCAAGAGGUCUCGUCUUCAGGGAUCGUAGGCCACCAAGAGAGCGCGAGCGAACAACUCCACCACCAAGAUCCCUCGUUAUUGGCCCAGCAACGCUGGUUCCCUCCCAUCAACUACCUCGGCGCCGGCGCCUCGGGACCGUCCUCGCGCAAUCGCUAUCAUGCAGCAAGCGAACAAUUCGCAUCUGAUCAAGGAUCCCCAACGCUCGGUACAGCUACCACGGCUAACUCGAGCCGAUUGACCGAUCCUCGGGCCCAACACCAAGGACAUUGCGGCGAUGCACGACAGCUUCAGGCCCCGGGUGCGCCAGUGUCCAGCGACGCCUUAAUGAGCUAUGAUACCUUUGUAAGUCAAGAUCCCGGCCGUGCGAACCACACGUUACGAUGGUCUCACACUAGUUCUGACCGCUCCACCAUCCGGACUUUUUGUUUCUGCCGUUCGGUUCGGCCUCCCCUCCGGCGACCCCCGCGCACGUGCCCUUGAAAACGACCUCCUUUCGUUUUGCGCGCACUCUUUUUCGCUCCCUCUCUCGCGCUUUUGCUCGCUAGCGCGAUCCGGCGUCGCCUCAAGGUUCCAGCAGCGUCGCUUCUCCCAACGCGCCGUGGUCACCCGCGUCGACGAGUCAAGGUUCACCGAAUCGAGGAGGAUACCUUGACCACGUGCUCACACCCUUCGACCACUCUCUCUUUGCCCAAGGCGGUAGCAGCGGUGGUGGUGAUGGUGGUGGUGGCGCAGCGGCCUCGUCAGCGUCGGUGUCGGUGUCGGGGGCGGCGGGUCCGGUACCAGCCCCAGGAACGCCCGGCUCCUCGUCGACGUCGUCUCCUGGACUCGGGGGUGAGGCCGCGGCCCCCGCUGCAGGCAAUCCCUCUUCGAUCUUCGGCGGCGGUGGCGGUGAUGGAACAAGCGCACCCGUCUUCGACCCGCUGGAACAUUACAUCUCGUCGUUCGGCCCCUUCUCGGCUCCCUCGGCCUCGAGCUGGAUGCACUUUGAGCACGCUGCUUCCAGCGGCGUUCGCCCUCGCUCAUUCUCGCAUUCGCACGAGGUCGCGAGUUUGUUCGCUCCUCAGGAGAUGGGCCGAAACAACGUCCUCGGCCUGAUCGUCACAUCCUCUCCUGCGCCAGCGGGUACGAGUACUCUGUGCUCUAACACGGCUGCGACGCCAACGAUGAUUAAGCGGUUCGAGGACCACCAUUUCCAACAUCAUUCGGCCGGACCUACGAUGACGGCGACCCGCUCGUUCUCGAGCAACAGCGCACCGCCUUCGUUCCCUCUCGCUCUCCCGGCGUUACCUGCGAUGACCAAUCCGGGCGAGAACCGUCGUGCCUCGCUCCCCACGAUCAACCACGACGUUCGACGCGACUUGUUGAACCGCAGCAUGUCGAUCAGGAACGGUCCCAAUUACUCUCUGCCCAUCCCUUACCUCCCAUCGAAUCGCGCCUUUGACUCCUUUGAAGGCGGCAGCAACUCGGCACACUUCGGCGGCGGCGGCCAUUUCCACCCCCAGCAACCCGAUGGGACGGAGACGUUGAUCUCGAACGAGAUGCAUCCCGAGUCCCCUCCUUCUCCCUUUGCCGGGCACGAGUCGCACUCGCCUUCCUCGCCCGAUUCGUACCAUCACUCUGCGAGGAAGGGAGGCGUUGGGACGGGAGGCAGUCGCCGUCCGAGGUCGAGCAAACGAAGUCCCAAGCACAACGAACGUGGCGAGCGCAUCUCGCCUGUGACGGGCAAGCCGGUGAGGUUGUUGAGAAAGAGGUCGUUCCCACCCAAGGAUGCGGAGAAGCGAGUCUAUGUUUGUACCAUCACGGGAUGUAGUAGGCGAUGUGAGUAUUGGGUUCCGGAGGAGACGAGGGCGACCCUCUUUGCUGACCCUUUUGGUUGGCCCUUUGACAUCUGCAGUCGGGCGUCCCUCGGCUCGAGAUACCCACGUUCGAACUCAUACCGGAGCCAAGCGUGAGCAGAUUUUUAGCCAUUACCUUCAAGGUGAAGAGACUAACGCUGGGUCUCGCGUCAUCUCAGCCUACGUCUGCCCAGUCGCAAGCUGCGCUCGUUCGUUCAGGUACGUUGAUCAGUCGGAACGCAGACCCUGAUGCGAUCAAAGCCUGAAUAUCGACUUUUGUCCCGCAGCGUGUUCAGCAAUCUAAAACGACACAUGAUUGUGAGUCAUUGGUCUAAGACCCACUCACUAAAUUCGAUACUGACAUGUCGCUCCAUAGAUCCACCCUUCGCUUGAUUUUCGCAACGUCUCGGUCCAUGACCUACCCAAGAUUCGUUGCCACGAGGACGGCAACGACCUGCGCCUCGAAUGGCUAUCGACCGACGGAGAGCCAUCGUCACCCACGGUGACUGACACUACUACCCAGCAGAGCAAGUUUUUUGAGAGGGUGUGA